AUGAACUUGACGCAGAACGCUGAGAAAGUAGCCUUGCUUCACCAACAAGGUUCUCAACAAGCAGAGUUGUUGAGAGAACAAGGUGCUCAACAGUUUGAACUGUUGAGACAGCAGCAGGCUGCUGCUGGCGGGUCGAUGCACUCGCGUCGGCCCGAGACUUUGAAGAUUGACAUCUCAAAGUAUAUGGGGGUCGAAGAAGACUCCCUCUUGAGAUGGUUCGUCGAAUUGGAUGACGCCAUAAGGGCGCGUCGCAUCGACGACGGGGAUAUGCAAGUUGCAUUUGCCCAGUCAAAUCUGGCAGGACGUGCCAAGACUUGGGCACUGGGGCUCAAGCUGCACGACCCAUACGCGUUUGGGUCGUUGGAAGUCUUCAAGUCGCGGCUCAGACAAACGUUUGAACCGCCUAGAGCUGAGUUCAGAGCUCGAACCGAACUCUUGAAGCUCAAGCAGGGUAAGCGUGAUGUGCACGCUUACGCUCAACAUAUACGACAUCUCACGAGUUGUAUAAGUUCCAAUCCGGUGGAUGAACACACGUUGGUUUCGGUGUUCAUGCAGGGUCUUGCGGAUGGUCCCGUCAAGACUCACCUGUUCCGGCUUGAACUAGAUUCACUAGAACAAGCCAUUUCCAUUGCGGAGCAGGAAGACUUCAGUCUGAGACAGGCUCGCGCCAGCUCGACAUCAUAUCGUCAACCGAGACGAUAUGACAACGGAGGAAUCCAGAGCCGAUGGAACUCUGUUAUGUAG
Messenger RNA from Peronospora matthiolae, 744 nucleotides. Lineage: Eukaryota; Oomycota; Peronosporomycetes; Peronosporales; Peronosporaceae. The record is from the annotation of a GenBank genome assembly.